GCCCGGCGCCUGCCCACCCCGGGGGGAGCCCGGAUGCGAGCCCGGGCUCUGGGGGCGGCUCUGCGCACGGGCAGGCGGGGGGCGUCGCGCUCCCCCUCCCCGGGCAGCGCCGGCCGGAGCGAUUAUCCCGAUUCUUCCCCCACUGUGACCUCCCGGAUGGAGAGAGGGGAAGAGCCGAGCGUCCCGGAUCUCCAGGGCUCCGAGGAAAGGGAGAUCUCAGGAGCAGAGCGGACAUCGCCGGAGGACAAACCUCCCCAGGACCCCAAGCUCGCUGGCCCCGACUGGCCGUGGGAGAACCUUUCCUGGACCCAAGCGGGCCGCCCGCCCCGCCUCGAGCCCCCGUCCUCCUCCGCCCGGCCCCCUGCCCCGCCGCAGCGCAAGGGCGAGCGCCCCUACAUCUGCAACGAGUGCGGGAAGAGCUUCACCCAGUGGUCCAAGCUGGUGCGGCACCAGCGCAUCCACACGGGCGAGCGGCCCAACACCUGCACCGAGUGCGGGAAGAGCUUCACCCAGAGCUCCCACCUGGUCCAGCACCAGCGCACCCACACCGGCGAGAAGCCCUACCGCUGCUCCGAGUGUGGCAAGAGCUUCAGCUGGAGCUCCAACCUCAUCCAGCACCAGCGCACCCACACCGGCGAGAAGCCCUACCAGUGCGGGGAGUGCGGCAAAGCCUUCAGCCAGAGCACCAACCUCAUCAAGCACCAGCGCUCCCACACCGGCGAGAAGCCCUACCAGUGCGGCGACUGCAAGAAGAGCUUCUACCGCAGCUCCGACCUCAUCCAGCACCAGAUCACCCACACCGGCGAGCGGCCCUUCAAGUGCGCCCAGUGCGGCAAAGGCUUCACCCAGAGCGCCAACCUGGUCAAGCACCAGAAGAUUCACGCUGGGGAGAAGCCCUUCCGGUGCACUGAAUGCGGGAAGACGUUCAUCCAGAGCUCGGAGCUCAUCCAGCACCAGCGCACCCACACCGGUGAGAAGCCCUACGAAUGCCUGCAGUGUGGGAAGAGCUUCGGGCACAGCGCCACGCUGGUCAAGCACCAGCGGCUGCACAUGGGGGUGGAGCCCUACAAGUGCCCCACCUGCCACAAGACCUUCGGGCUCAGCUCGGCCCUGGCCCGCCACCAGCGCUGCCACACCGAGGAGCGGCCCUACGCCUGCACCGAGUGCGGGCAGAGCUUUAGUCUCAGCUCCAACCUCACCCUGCACAUGCGGAUCCACCGGGGCGAGAAGCCCUACCGGUGCGGGGAGUGCGGGAAGAGCUUCGGCAUGAGCUCCACCCUGAUCCGGCACCAGCGGAUCCACACCGGCGAGAAGCCCUACCAGUGCGCCGAGUGCGGGAAGAGCUUCGUCCGCAGCUCCCACCUCAUCCAGCACCGCCGCACCCACACCGGCGAGAAGCCCUACCGCUGCGGGGAGUGCGGCAAAGCCUUCAGCCAGAGCUCCAACCUCAUCACCCACGAGCGCAUCCACAUGGAGGAGCGGCCCCACGUGUGCCACGAAUGCGGCCAGCGCUUCGCCGAGGAGGAAGCCCUGCAGCGGCACCAGGAGGAAGGGCAUAGUGGCGGGGCGGGAGGCAGGGGGCUCGGGGAGAGCCGGGAGGCUUGCAUCUGCAAUGAUUGCGGGAAAAGCUUUGGAGAUAGCUCAGCGCUGGCCAAGCACCAAGAGAUCCAUUCAUCUUGCAUCUGCGACGACUGUGGACAAAGCUUUGGAGAUAGCUUAGCGUUGGCCAAGCACCAGAUAACCCAUGUGUCUUGCAUCUGUAAUGACUGCGGGGAAAGCUUUGGAGAUAGCUCAGCGUUGGCCAAGCACCAGGAGAUCCAUUCAUCUUGCAUCUGCGAUGAUUGUGGGCAAAGCUUUGGAGAUAGCUUAGCAUUGGCCAAGCACCAGAUAACCCAUGUGUCUUGCAUCUGUAAUGACUGUGGGGAAAGCUUUGGAGAUAGCUCAGCGUUGGCCAAGCACCAGGAGAUCCAUUCAUCUUGCAUCUGCGAUGAUUGUGGGCAAAGCUUUGGAGACAGCGUCGCGCUGGCUGAGCACCAGGAGAUCCAUGCCCCAUGCAUAUGCCCAGAGUGCGGACAGAGCUGUAAGGACAGUGCUGCCCUCACCCGGCACCAGAUCACCCACAUGCGUGAAAAGCUUUACAAGUGCCCUGACUGUGGGCAAAGCUUUGGUGACAUCUCUGCCCUCACUCAGCACCAGAGGAACCACAUCAGGGAGAAGCUGAGGUGCCCCGAUUGCGGGCAGGGGCUUGGGGUGAGCUCGGCUCCGGCCCCGUCCAAGCCUUUCCAUGAGUGCUCGGCGGCCAGUGUCCACGAAAGAAGCCACGCCGAGGGGGAGCCCGUCCGUGACAGCUCAGAGCUUGGUGUCCACGAAAAAGGCCCCCCCAGGGCAGAACCGUCCCACGCGGCUCUGGGCGUCCAUCAAAGAGGCCGGGCCGCAGCAGAUCCCUUCCCCGAUGACUCAGCCAGCGGUGGCCGCCCGAGCUCGGGCGAAAUGGCCAGCCUCAUCCAGCGCCCGGCCACUGAACCCUACAAGUGCCACGACUGUGGCCAGAGCUUUGCUGAGGGCUCAGGUCUCUCCCGCCACCUGGCCUCCCACCCCAAGCCCUUCCGGUGCCCGCAGUGUGGGCGCGGCUUCCCGGACGUGGCAGCCCUGGCCCAGCACCGGGAGGUCCACGCUGGAGGGGAGCCGGCUGGGCUCGGGGAGAAGAGCCGCAAGAGCUGUGCUGAGAUCUCCGCCAUCCUCUUGCGCCAGGGAAACCACGUGGCCGGGCGUGGCCCACGGAGGCACGCGGCAGACGGCUCCCUUCCUCCCAGCGGCUCAGGCCUGGCUCGGCCACGCCUCCAGCCCUCGGGCCGCGGACCAGCCACGGCUGCCCGCCGGGACGGGAGGAUGUCUCUGGCACGUCCGGAAUGUGGCAAAGGCUCCCAGGGGGGCUCUGUGCUCCUACAACACCUCCAGAACCAUGUGGGGGACAGGGUGUGAAGCCCCCGAGGCCACCCGGCCACUCGAUUACACGUGUCUUUCAUCUCCUGGCCCGGGAGGAACUCAGCUGGGAACCUUCCCUCGAACUGCAGCGGCUGGGAUUUGAGAGCUGAUCCAGGGAUUGUUUUCGCCCCAUUCUCUGCUUAGCCAGGGGAACUACCUGCAACUACAUGACAGCAGAGCCUAGAAUUAAAAAUAAACUAAACUAAGGAUGUAACAUUGUGAAGGAUAAUGCGGGCAUUCAAAGGUGUGACUGUCAAUAGGACUUUUGGAAUAACUAGAGCUGGGAGACGUUUUUCGGCCAAAAAUUUUUGGGGGGUGAAACGUGCAGAUUCCAUGAAGCCGUUUGCAGUUCCUUGUCCGUUUCAGCAGAUGGUUUCGGUUGGAAAAAACCCUAAAAUCGAUCCCGAGAAAGGGAAAAUGUUUCACAGUUGUGAUUGCGGCUUGUUUCAAAACCUCCCUCGGUUUGAUUGAAAUGACAACUCAAAAGCGUUAAAAAACGACAAAAAACCAAGGCUCAGAAGCAAAAGAAAAUAUUUUGUUUCACCCCAGAUGGGAUUUUUUUCAAUUUUUGAUUUGCCGAAAAUUUCAUAAACAUUCAAUUUUGACCCAAAACCUGAAUUUUUGUUCCCCUCCAAUUUUUCAGACCUGCCAGGGAACCAAAAACUCCAUUAUUCACCCUAAAAUAAGCAAUAGUUGGAGGGGAGGGAAGGGAAACAAAAUCCACCCUACUCUGGGGUCUGAACUUUUGGGGUUUGAGUGGGAUCUUCCUUUCCCUGGGGGCAAGUUAUUCCAGAACUGGCCACCAGGGGGAGAGAGGGUUGAUCUGCCUUUCUCUGAAGCAGCUGGGACGUCACUGGUAGAGGUGGGAUACCAGAGUAGAUGGGCCCACUGCUCUGCUCUGAGGCAGCGGUUCCUUUGUUCCUCCCUGUGUGGUUCUGCCAGCUAUGGAAGAGGACCCAUGAUAUCUACUGUUGCUCCUGCUCUCGACUGGGCAGAGAUGCCAUGGGGAGGACUGGAUAUUAAAAUCAAGGAUUGGGUCUCUUUAAAAGCAAGCAGAGUGCUUGCUAUACACUGGCUCCUUGUUCCUUUCACACUCCACUGUACACUGGGUUGCAAGCCCUUUUCUGUGUCUGUGCAGUGGCUAAGCACCGGGGGUGCUAGUGGGGUCUUAGGCCAUGCUUGGUGCUCAGAGAUGCUACCACAAUCGGGAUAAUAAAUAUCGUUAAUUUAUGACCUUUUUGGUGCCUAGAGAUGGUGUCAGAACCAAUGUAUUCCCCUCGAAAGAGAUCAGGGUUGAAUUUCUGCUUUAAAAUAUUUGAGUCAGUUUUGGAGGCUGUUAGUGAAAUGGGAUGGAAAUUCCACACCUCCUGCAUUUCUGAGGUAGAAUUUUUGUUCUACUCCCCAACCCCAGUGAAAUUUGAAAUUGUAAUGAACUUUUUUGUUUGGUUGAAAGCUUUCAUUGAAAUACUGGGAUAUGAAGUUUUACAACCACUGACGUGUUGAGAAAUGCGGAUAGAAAGUAUUCAGAGAGAUUCAGAAUUCUGCUGGAAAAUAUCAAAAUUCAAAAUGUUGACAGAAAAUGUUUUGUUGAAAUUGGAAACGGAUGCAAAACUUCAUUGGAAUUUCAAAGUGUGAUUGAGGAAAAAUGUCAGUGAGAUUUGCCAUCAUGGGAGACAAUAUCAAAAUUGAAAUGUCAGUGAAAAUGUGGUCGUGAAAUUUGAAACUGAUGAAAAAUGUCAUUGGAAUUUUCAUUUUUGUAGGGGGAAAAUUUCAAUGAGUCUCAAAAUUCUGAUGGAAAAUAUCCAAAUUAGUAGUGCCACUGGAAUUUUUGGGUUGAAAUGCUUAUGAUAUUUUGAGGAGGAAUUUUGUUGGUGCUCAAAAUUGAGAUGGAAAAUAGCAAAAAUUGAAAUGUAGCUGAAAAGUUUUCACUGAAACUUGACAUUUUAAUGCACAUUUUCAUCGAUAUUUGAGGCAUCUAUGAGAAUGUUGGAAUUAAAUUUUAGAGAGAUGAAAUUUUGAUGAAAAAUGUCCCAAUUUGAAAUGUCAAUGAAAAAAACCUUUUUGAAAAUUUGAAA
Messenger RNA from Gopherus flavomarginatus (Mexican gopher tortoise), 5060 nucleotides. RefSeq names its product zinc finger protein 271-like. Bases 34 to 2982 code for a protein of 982 amino acids. Lineage: Eukaryota; Metazoa; Chordata; Testudines; Testudinidae. The transcript has 4 exons. The record is from RefSeq and is a predicted model, not a curated record. Gene Ontology annotation, biological process: regulation of cytokine production; negative regulation of transcription by RNA polymerase II; regulation of immune system process.